AGAAUGCCUCACACUGGUGAUCAUGGCCGCUUCCUGAAGGGGGUGAACUGAACAGCUGUGCCCCUGAUUCCCUUUGAGGAAGAAAAUUUCAAGAUACAUUUUAAUACUGAAAGGCGACAGCUUCCCUAGGGACUGGUUUCUACAAAGGUUAUAUACUCUUUGCUACAAUUAUGAAACUGCUGGGCAUUGUACAGCUUAGGAAUUCAAAGUGCUCUUUCUACACAUCAGUAAUACCAAGAAUAAUGUCAUGGCACUGGAUUCUGUUCUUCAGGAGUCACUCCACUAUAAAGUACAAAAGAACCGUUAAAGAUUGUUGCAGAAUACUAAAUGUGCCUGAAGGGUGUUCUGUAGAGGAAGUCAGACAUUCGUAUCGAUGUCUGGCAAAGAAAUACCAUCCAGAUAGCGGCUCUCUUUGUGCAGAUGCUGGCAAGUUCAUGGAGGUAGAUGAAGCCUACAAAGCUUUGCUUACACACCUGGCCAAAGAAAUAAAAAAGGGAGAAAGUGAAGCCAAUGAAGAAACCACAACAGAAUCUAAAGUACCACAGCACAGGCACUACCUCAGCUUUGAAGGUGUUGGCUAUGGAACCCCAAGCCAAAGAGAGAAACAAUAUACUCAGUUCCGUGUAGACCGGGCAACUGACCAGGUUUUGGAAUUUAGAAAGCAGAAGCUGGAAAGGCAAUAUAGCGAGAACUCAAUGGUGGCAAAAGAUGUGAGGCAAAGCAAAAAGAUUAAAAUCACUCAAGCCAUUGAGCGACUAGUGGAGGAUCUGAUACAGGAAUCAAUGGCAAAAGGUGACUUUGAUAACUUGAGCGGUAAAGGAAAGCCACUUAAUAAAUUCUCCUAUUGUCCACAUAUUGAUCCCAUGACUCAUAACCUUAAUAGGAUAUUGAUAGACAACGGUUAUCAGCCAGAGUGGAUCCUCUUGCAGAAGGAAAUCCGGGAAACAAUCGAGACAUUAAGGAAUGAAGUGUUGGCUUCUCGGGUAAAGCUGGGAGAUCCACUGACUCCCAAAACCAGUAAGAAGUGGGAGGAGACCUGCGAUCAGUUUAAAGAGGAUAUCACGAAGCUCAACAAAAGAAUAAAUGACUUUAACUUGGUUGUUCCUCUUCUGAACAGGCAAAUGGUUCACUUUAAUGCGGCUAAAGAGAUCUCGCAAGCUGAGAAGAGGUAUGCGGCCCAAAGGGAAACCAUGCGAAAAGCAGAUGAAAUCAAAGCAGAGAGAAUGGAACUGAAAGAGCAGCAGCUUGAGCCUAAAAAAAAUCUUCUUAACUGGAUAAAGCAAUUGAAAACAUUCUAAA
Messenger RNA from Xenopus laevis (African clawed frog), 1299 nucleotides. RefSeq names its product DnaJ heat shock protein family (Hsp40) member C28 L homeolog (gene dnajc28.L). NCBI's taxonomy places the organism in Eukaryota, Metazoa, Chordata, Amphibia, Anura, Pipidae. The record is from RefSeq and is marked provisional.